AUGACAUGGACCGAGAAAGUGGCAUUACUAUCUGGUAUUGAUGGGUGGCAAACGUCAGAAAUCAGUCGUCUGGGUAUCGGGUCUUUGAAGACAACAGAUGGCCCGGUCGGGGCGCGAGGGAAUCAAAUAGUUGACGGACCGCGUGCAUUAUUCCUCCCUGCUACCGUGCUACUGGCAUCUACAUGGUCCAAGUCAGAUCUCCGCGAGAUAGGCCGCGUCUUGAGUAGGGAGGCGAAAACGAAACGGUCCCAGAUCUUGUUGGCACCGACUGUAUGUUGUGCACGGAAUCCACUUGGUGGGAGAAACUUUGAGUCCUUCUCUGAAGACCCAUUCUUGAGCGGUACGCUUGCGAUCGAUUAUGUGAGUGGUGUGCAGGAGAGUGGAGAAGUAGUAGCAACAGCGAAGCACUUUGUCGCGAACGAUCAGGAGUACCAACGAUUCAGCAUUAACGUGAACGUUGAGCAGAAAGCACUGCGCGAGAUCUACCUCCGACCUUUCGAGAUGCUCGUUAAGUCAUCCUCCCCGCCAGGAUGUUUCAUGACAGCGUACAAUCGCGUCAACGGAGAGCACAUGGAUUCAAACAAAACUCUUGUCAAUGACAUUCUACGCAAGGAGUGGGGCUACCAAGGCCUCGUAAUGAGCGAUUGGGGUGGCACAAAUUCUACUGUUGAAAGUGUGUUAGCAGGAUGCGACUUAGAAAUGCCAGGUCCUUCCGAGCUAAGAGGGGAAAAACUUACCAAAGCUCUGAACAGCAAGAAACAUCCAGGUUUGGAGCCAGCUGUUGAUGCGUCUUGUCGUCGUCUCUUGACUCUAGUGAAGAGGUUAAAUCUGCUUGGACUAAACGAGGCAGACGCAAAAGCUACUCGUCUGCAAGAGGAGUAUACAUCCACUAAUGAUGAAGACAUUACAACUGUACGAAGGAUAACCGCAGAGGGCGCAGUUCUUUUGAAGAACUCCGAGAGAACGUUGCCCCUAAAACCUGUCGAACUAGCCGGUAAAAAGGUGGCGUUUAUUGGUUCAAAAUCGAAAAUGUGUACACCUGGCGGUGGAGGUUCGGCAAGCAUGAAUCCUCAGUACCUCAGUCAACCGAUAGAGGCUUUCAAAACCUUGACAGCAAGUCUCGGAGUAUCGGUCGAAGUCAAUUACUGCUCUGGCAUGUACAGUAACAAAUGGCUCCCUUUGAUCUCGUCAGAGCAAUGGAGGCUGAUGCCACACAUGAUAACAAAUCCGACGGACUCCGGCGCCAUGUUACGCUUGGAGUUUUUCUCAACGACCAAUCUCACCGGGCCUAUCCAAGCGACGCAAUUCAGAACGAGCUCUUACGUCGACUUGUUUGACACUGCUCCCACAGACAUGCUUGGCAAGCCAUAUUCGUUCCGGCUAACCUCGACGGUUACCCCAUCGAGGAGCGGAAUGCACUCUUUUAGUGUUUCCUCUGUUGGGAGCGCAAGAUUGUACCUCGAUCGAGAACUGAUACUUGACAACAACAACUGGGAAGAGAAAGGGGAGACAUUCUAUGCUUUCGGAAGCGCGGAAGUUAUAAGGGCUGUAGAUAUGCAAGCUGCAAAAACUUACGAAAUUACCGUAGAAUGUGCUACACGACAACAUAUGACCGAGGCUUCUGUGCAGGCGAAAGAAGCUGAAGUUGAUCCCCUGCACGUUUUCGCCAGUCAAGCGGGUCUACGGCUUGGCUUUCUAGAGCAACUACCACCCACUCUCGAAACAGACGCAAUUGCGCUGUCGAAUGCAAGUGACUACACAGUAGUCAUACUUGGCCUCGAUGAUGAAUGGGAAUCUGAAGGCUACGACAGGGGGAGCCUGUCCUUACCAGCAUCACAGGACAGCCUCGUCCGCAGUCUGAUCAAGCAAUCAAGAUGUCCGGAAUCGAUUGUGUUUGUAAACCAAUCAGGAACACCAGUCGAAAUGCCAUGGGCAUCUGAUUCACGGAUUGCCACGAUACUCCAAAUAUGGUACGGGGGCCAAGAGGCUGGCAACGCAUUAGCAGAUAUACUCUUAGGCAUCGCGACACCAUCAGGUCGUUUACCAGUCACUUGGCCCAAAAGGUAUCAAGACCUACAUUUUGCAGAUCGCAGGGAAUUGUGGCCUGGAGUCGAUGGACAAGUAUGGUACGAGGAAGGUACAAGCGUCGGUUAUCGAUGGUAUCUAAAAAACCAAAUAGAACCGCAGUGGUGGUUUGGAUUUGGCCUUAGCUAUACGGAAUUCGAGGUACGCGAUUUGGCCGUAGCUCAGCUGCCAGGCGAAGAACAUGGAUGGGAGUUAUCGGUGACGGUAAAAAACAUCGGUGAGUAUCCAAGCGAUGAGGUAGUUCAAGUGUACAUGUCUCCAGCGGAAGAUCCAUCUGCUCGGAAACUUGUGGCUUAUGGAAAGACUCCUACUUUGGCGCCAGCAAAGGAGAUAACAGUCACACUCAUUGUAAAUGCUCGGGAUGCAGCCAACUGGAUUAGUGGAAGCUGGGAGCUAGAAGCUGUUUCGACCGUGGUCAAGACUCUCAGUUCCAAUCGAACAAUAACGUUGGCCCUUUUAUGCCCACCGUACCUCAUUGCCAGAUUUCUUACCAUCGCGGUGUCCUCGUCGUCCGACAGGUUCAAUGAGCGUAUCUGUCAUAUCACCAUCUCGAAAAUAGUGGCGACCGUCGGCUUCAUCGCAGCUUUCACGAUUCUCAACCUGGCGGGCCGACACAUGGCCAAAGUGAUCUUCACCAUUGGCACAUGUGGUGUCAAUUCCCUUGUCCUUGGCUGGUGCGCUUCGGUAUGCGGUCAGACAAAAGAGAAUAAGGCGGCUACCGUUUUCAUCGUCAUAACCAUCAUGGUUUCCUCCUUCAUUUAG
Dothidotthia symphoricarpi CBS 119687 is the source of this 2847-nucleotide messenger RNA. Its product is annotated as glycoside hydrolase family 3 protein. NCBI's taxonomy places the organism in Eukaryota, Fungi, Ascomycota, Dothideomycetes, Pleosporales, Dothidotthiaceae. Gene Ontology annotation, molecular function: beta-glucosidase activity. The transcript has 4 exons. The coding region runs from base 1 to 2847 and encodes 948 amino acids. The record is from RefSeq and is a predicted model, not a curated record. Gene Ontology annotation, biological process: glucan catabolic process.